Stegostoma tigrinum is the source of this 3428-nucleotide messenger RNA. Its product is annotated as sestrin-1-like. Lineage: Eukaryota; Metazoa; Chordata; Chondrichthyes; Orectolobiformes; Stegostomatidae. Gene Ontology annotation, molecular function: L-leucine binding; oxidoreductase activity, acting on peroxide as acceptor. The record is from RefSeq and is a predicted model, not a curated record. The transcript has 10 exons. The coding region runs from base 158 to 1624 and encodes 488 amino acids. Gene Ontology annotation, cellular component: nucleus. Gene Ontology annotation, biological process: negative regulation of TORC1 signaling; cellular response to L-leucine; positive regulation of macroautophagy.
GAGAUUGUGUCCUGACUUGUUGGGGAGGAAGAGACCGGCUUUGCGGGACAAAGCCCCGUCUGCAGCCAGAGGGAGGGAGAGAGGGAGAAAGGAAGGAAAGAAGGAGAGAGAGAGAUCAGCAACAUCGGGAGGACAGAAAAAGCUCAAUGCAAAGAAAAUGAUCAUCAGCAUCAGUGAAGAAAACGACAGGAACCCAGAGAACAUGGCAGCGGGGGAAUAUUUAAACCGCUGUCAGAGGAUCUCCAGACAGGAACGAGCAGGCAGGGUCCCUAGACCAUGUACCAAUGGACAAAAUCCAUUGAUACCAGAGCAUGAGAUCAACAAGAUGGGUGCAGACAAUGAGCGGACUCACCUGUUGUUUGUGAAAGCGCUGGGCAGCAGGAGCUGUCUGGACGGAGUUGUACAACUCAUGGGAUGCCACCCUCAGUACCUGGAAUCAUUCCUGAAAACCCAACACUACUUGCUGCAUAUGGACGGACCUCUCCCCUUCCACUACCGACACUACAUCGCCAUCAUGGCGGCAGCCCGACACCAGUCCUCCUAUUUGGUUGAAGUUCACAUUAAUCAGUUUUUGCAGGUGGGCGGUGACCCACAGUGGUUGCAGGGGCUUGACUGUAUCCCUCAGAGACUGAGGAACCUCAAUGAGAUCAACAAGAUCCUGGCACACAGGCCCUGGCUCAUCACCAAGCAACACAUUGAGAACUUGCUGAAAACUGGAGAGCAUUGUUGGUCACUGGCAGAGCUGGUACAUGGUGUAGUGCUGCUGGCUCAUUAUCACUCGCUGGCGAGUUUUGUAUUUGGCUGUGGAAUAAGUGCUGAGGGAGGACAUGAGGGUGGCCACGUCUUAAGGCCAUCAUCGAUUAACAACCAGGGAGACACAACGAAUGGAAAUGGUAACAUCCCGGACCCCUCACUGGCACAUCGCAGGCGAAGGUCAGUGGAUUAUUCCAGUGAUUCCGAAUAUUUGGCAGAUAGGAUUCAUAAAUUUCAAGCUGAGAAAGAGAAUGAAGAAGAGAUGCUGAGGGACGAAAUAUGGAUUGGGCUAGAGACAGAAAAAGACACAAGUCCACCAACCAGAGCUCUGGAAGAUAAACCUGUCACAAUGCCUGACUUGUCCUGUUAUGUCGAAGAUCCUGAGUUUGGUUACCCUGAGUUCGCCAGAAGAAGUGGAGAGCAGCUGCCUGUUUUUCGGGCUCAGGACUAUUCCUGGGAAGACCAUGGGUUCUCACUCGUGAACCGGCUGUAUUCAGACAUUGGCCACCUUCUGGAUGAAAAGUUCCGCACUGUGUACAGCCUGAAGAAUGGCAACAUGGCCAAACAGCGCGGCUGUGAUUUCUCAGCACUUAAAAGGGGCAUUUGGAACUACAUCCACUGCAUGUUUGGCAUUAGGUACGAUGAUUAUGAUUACGGUGAGGUGAAUCUUUUCUUGGAAAGGAAUCUGAAGGUUUACUUGAAGACUGUGACUUGUUACCCAGAAAAAACAAAGCCUCAGAUGUUUGAGAGAUACUGGAGGCAGUUUAAAUAUUCAGAAAAGGUUCGUGUGAAUCUGUUGAUUCUGGAAGCUCGGAUGCAGGCAGAGCUUCUCUAUGCACUGCAUGCAAUAACCCACUAUAUGAUCUCUUAAGAAGAUCAUAAGGAAGGAUCUCCUCACCUGCAGAGGACUUUUUUUUUUAAAAAUAAAGACUGAACAUAAGCUUAAAGACUUGAACGUCUUCUUGGAUGGAGGCAUCGUAGGGCAGCUGGUACCGUGCCGCAGUGUCUGCGGCAGUUAAUGUGCAAUUAUUGACAGUGACACAAUCGAGCAUUGUGACUGUGUGUACAGAGAGUGAUGUAAUUUCACAAAAGUGUUUCAUGCCUCAACACCAAGUAUUCACUUGAGGAUUUUCAACCUCUCAAAGUUUUCAGAAGUCAAAAGGCUGUCACAUCAGUGGUUUGCGUAACUACCAUCAACGUACAGAAUAUUUUCAAGCCUUGAUGUUGGGACAGAUGAGCCCCCUUUUUUUUGGAAAAGAAAGACUUAUUUUUGCUAUGAAUAGUAAUAACAGAUACUAUGUUUGACACGUGUUGAGUCUGUUUCAUAUUGGAAUGGCGUUUCCAAAUCCUUGCCAUAUUACUUUUGGUUUUAUGACUUAUCCAAAGCCUUGUGCGUGUGUGUGUGGGUGGGGAGGGGGGAGGUUAAUUGUGCCAAUGAGCUGUGAAUUUCGUAAGAAUUGGGUGACUGAAUAGGCGAGGAGAGGAAGGACAGUGAGCCAAAAAGACUCAACAUUUCUUGAGCUUGCCCAAGAAAGGCACAAAUGAAUCAUGUGAAUUUUCUUCCCUAUCCUAGUGAGUGGUUACAGAAGGAUGCACUGUUGUAAUGCAGUGUGCCAACUAAGCAUGGUUGACUUACCUAAUCCUACUGAUCGUUCAGUGACAGGAUCCUCAAUAUGUUGGCCAAUGAUUGGAGACAAAAGUGCAUCUGUUAUGGGUCUCAGACAGGUCUCAAAAGUUGGCAUGAGCAUGGAAGCUGUUGGGUUGGUCACCCGAACUUAACUGGAGUUGGAUCACUGUUGAAAUGUAUUUUAUUUAAUUAUUUUUAACAUGUUAGCCAGUAACAGUGUUACAUUUGCAGGAAGGAGAACAAAAUGAGAAAACAAAGUGUAUAUCACUUGUAAUUGGCUUGUACAAUUCCAACUGUAGCUGGUGCUCACUCUGCAUGUAAUGUGGUCCUUGCCACUACAAGCGACAGCAGGAAAACCAUUAUUUUCCAUUUACUGUCAGAUGGAGAAACAUGAGAUAUGCUGGUACCUUGUCGGAGUAGUCGCUGUGUCAAACUACAAUUUGAUGUUAGGCUUCAGAUGAAGUCUGGUUUCUCUGCUUGUUAUCAUGCAACCAAACACACCCCUCCCCAAUUUAAAAAAAAAAGAAAAAAAUUGUUGACGCUGGUCUAUCAUUAGGUAUAACCAGUUUAAAAAUACUAAAAUAACACUUUCUUUCUUCCUUUUUAGCGCUAUAAAUGUGACUGUGUAAAAAAAAAUGAGGAAUAUAUUGUAAAUGGACACCAUUUUGGAACAAAUGGUCCUGUGGCAGAUGAUGAUGUUUGGAACAAGAUUGUCCUGUUAUGAUCACGAUCUAGAUCAUCACCUUCAUCGUGAUUAGAAACUUUUUACAUGGUGUGUUCUAAUUGUGCAAUAUGUUUACGUGGGGACUAUGGUUUAGCGAUUGACUCUCGUUCCAAAAUGGAGUGACAUUCAGUCAUCGAUCUCACAAGCCUCAUGUGCUUUUCUGUUCUUUUCAAAGGAUUUUCUUAGGAAUCCAAGAAUAAAGAAAAGCUCUGAGCAAUUGCAACAUAUCUGUCGCUGCUGUUGUUGUCUUUGAUGUAACCUGAGAGUUUCAAAGCUCUACAGUAGCAUUUUAUUUGCACCAAAAUAAAAAGAAACUUUUUUUAA